Plasmopara halstedii is the source of this 516-nucleotide messenger RNA. RefSeq lists its product as uncharacterized. NCBI's taxonomy places the organism in Eukaryota, Oomycota, Peronosporomycetes, Peronosporales, Peronosporaceae. The transcript has 2 exons. Bases 1 to 516 code for a protein of 171 amino acids. The record is from RefSeq and is a predicted model, not a curated record.
AUGAGUUCAACUGACGCACAAACACAACCAAGUGUGUGGAUGACGCGGAUAAAAUGGCUUGUGAAGAAGCUUAUUUAUCUGCUUAAACGGUUCAUUGGGUACCAGCCACCAGUGAAAAAGAACCCGCUGGAGGCCAAGAGUACCGAAUCCGUUCCUUUGUUAGAGAAGGCACCUAUCUCUUCGACCAAUGUACAAAGCCAUGCAAAAACAAAGCUUGACUCUGUCGAACUGAAGCCAACGCAUUCGUCUAAUGAAAAAGUGACAACCUCCGAGACACAAAGCCAUGCAGAAACAAAUCUUGACUCUAACGAACCGAAGCGGACGCACUCGUUGAAAGAAAAAGUGGCAACCUCAGACGUCGAGAAUCUCAUCCCGCUAGUGCUUGAUAAAAACGCCUUAGUUCUGUACAAGAUAGUGAUCACGGAAAAAACUCCUUCGGAUAUGUUGUCGACGUUGAGAAGCUAUGCCAUUGCACAUUUCUAUUGGAGACCCGAAGCGGGGAUAAAUGGGGAGUAG